Centropristis striata (black sea bass) is the source of this 1633-nucleotide messenger RNA. Its product is annotated as butyrophilin subfamily 3 member A2-like. The coding region runs from base 62 to 1633 and encodes 523 amino acids. The transcript is spliced from 7 exons. The record is from RefSeq and is a predicted model, not a curated record. Lineage: Eukaryota; Metazoa; Chordata; Actinopteri; Perciformes; Serranidae.
UGAGGACUUUGACAGUGCAGCUAACUGAGGCGAGGCGACAUGCACACAACAGUACUCCAGGAUGGUUCCAACUAAUGACAGACUUCUAAGAUCUCUCAGGACUGCCAGUGUUUUUCAGAGGAUCGCUGUGUUCCUUCUCCUAACACACUUACCAAAUGGAGGUCAGUCUCUGGACAAUCAUCUUACUCAGACAGUCAUGGUGAUGGUCGGUGAUGACGUUGUUUUGCCAUGCCAGCUUGAGCCUUCCAUGAAUGCUGUUACCAUGACAAUAGAGUGGGGGAGACCUGACUUGAAGCCAAGAUUUGUCUUUGUGUGGCAUAAUGGUAAGGAGCUUCUGAAUGAACAAAACAAAGCCUACAAGGGGAGAGCGUCACUGUCCAUCAGCAACAUGAAACACGGAGACAUUUCACUGAAACUGUCCCCAGUGAAGAACUCUGAUCACGGGACAUACAGAUGCUACAUCCCAAAACUGAGUCAAGAAUAUUUUGUAGAGCUCCUUGUUGGUGCCGUCUCCUCACCUGCUAUCAGCCUAGCAGGCAUUGAUGAAACCAGCAGUGGAGUGAUGUUAGACUGUGAGUCUUCUGGCUGGUAUCCAGAGCCUGAGGUGUUGUGGCUGGACGGUGAGGGAAAGCUCCUCUCUGCUGGACCUACAGAGACAGUCAGAGGUCCUGAUGACCUCUAUACUGUCAGCAGCAGAGUGACUGUGGAGAAGAGACACAGCAACAGCUUCACCUGUAGAGUCCACCAGAAGAACACCAACCACACCAGAGAGGCACACAUCACUCUUACAGAGGAUUUCUUCAUGGCUUCUUGCUCUGGUUGUGCUGCCUCUACCACCAUUAGUGUGCUGUUUGCUAUAAUGUUUGUCUUGGCAGUCGGCUGUAUUGUCUGGAAAUGGAGACAAAACAAAUCUGGUGUCAUUAAAAGCACGGAGCAGCAGAGUUUGAUGGAAGCAGAAGUCAUCAGAGGAGAGCAGCUCAAGGCAGAAAACGAAAAAAUGAAGGCGGAGUUACAGCAGAAAGAGACAGAUAAGACACAGGUUAUUGAUAUAGUGAAGGGACUGAUGAAGGAAAUGGUGAAUCAGAAUAACAAAGUCACUGAACAAAAGGAGAAGGCAGAGAAACUGUUGGAGGAGAACAGAGAGAAGGUUCAGUCUGUGGAGAAAGAAGUAGCAAAGGAGGAGGGAGAUGUAACAUUAAAAAAAGCUAAAGCAUACAGAGAACUCAAAGAAACCCUAAUACAGAACAACUGGAACCUGGAGGAGAGAAAGACAGAAUUUGAAGAACUGCAAAUAAACACAGAAAAACUAAUGAAGAAGGCACAUGAUGAAGUUAAUAGAAUUACAGAGGAGAUAGGGAAGGAAAGGGAUGAGCAGCUGCAGGACACAGAAUUUUUUUUCAAAGGGGGAAACGCAUCACAUGCUGGAGGACGGGAUGAGAGGACAUCGAUGGUUACCACACUAGAGAUACAGAGGGAUCAGAUGGACAACACACUGAAAGAGGUGAAAACUGAAGUGGAGGGACAGAGAAACCAACUGAAAGGGCAACUCAAGGAGAUGGAGGAAGAGAGGGAGGAGAUCAAAAACAAGCUGCAGUCAGUAGAGAAGACAAGGGGGUUUGACAAAUCAGAUUAA